GACUGUCUCGCGUGACUUUGUCGGAUGAUAUUUUGUGUUGUUUCUUGACGUGUUGUUUCUUGUGUUGUUUCUUCUUCAGCUCUUGGAGCCAUGGUUUUUUGGCUCACUCAUGGAGACAUUCAGUACUCACUUUUCCUAUGUUGGUCUCUACUUUAGAAGGUGUGUGACUGUCAUCUGAGUAGCAGUUGAAUCAGCAUUGCUGGAAAAAGAAAUACAGUGAAUUUACAAGACAAUGUAUUAGAAUUGGAUGAAUUAUAUUGCAAUCACUUCACAAUGCACAUAGGAAGCAAAGUAUUAUUCUUCAUCGUUUUCUCCAGCUCUUCAUUUAUUUUCGUCAUGAAGUGGCUUUGGGGUGAUUUUACUGUCACUGUGCAUGUUGAUGUUCCAAUUGCCUUGGUUGGACAAGCUAUGAUGUUGUCCUGCAAUCUCAUAGACCAGGUUCCCGCUAACAUUCAAGUGCAUUGGUACAAAUUGGAAAGGAACAAAAAUACAACGUUAUAUUUUUACAAUAGCACAGAAAAAGGCACUGAGCUGGGCCGGGCUGGGGACUGGCACAGGAUCAAAGGACAGUAUGAGAAUGGAGUCAUUAGGGUGAAGGUCUUUCCAGUGCAAGUAGAAGAUAGUGGUCAGUACGUGUGUGCGGUGACAAGCGAUGGUGUCUAUAAAGAAGCUAUUGCCCAGGUAACUAUUUCAGGUUUUGGCUCUGCACCUCACCUAAGUAUGGAACAUCAGCAGAAUAAUUCAAUCACUCUGAGGUGUACGUCCCAAGGGUGGUACCCACAACCUGAAGUACGCUGGACUGACAGCGCAGGAGAAAACAUACCUGCUAUGGCUGAAACAAGAAUCCAGAAAGAUGUGACAGAUCUGUAUCAAAUCCACAGUACACUCAGGGUCGCAGAUAUUGCUUCUGACACUAUCUCAUGCACUAUAACAAACCCCUUGCUGAAGAGGCACCGCAAAAAAGUUAUUGCAAUUUCAGGUUUCUUUGAUGUGGAGGCAGAACAUGACGUCAUUACCGCUGUAAUUGGAGAAAAUGCCAUUCUUCCCUGCCGGCUGAUUACAAAACAUCUGCCUCCUAGCAUGGAGCUGCAAUGGAGGAAAGUUGGACCUGGGGAGGGAAAGGCAAUCUAUUUAUAUAUGUAUGAUGAAAGCAGCCCCCUGGUUAAUUCUUAUCUACAUGAUGACAAAUGCGCAAUGGGUUAUUUGUCUCCAAAUGGAAUGAACAGCAGAGAAUGGCACAGGAAAGAAUAUGAAAAAAAGGCAGAAGUUUUUAAAGGAAAGGAGUUUGGGAAAGGAAAUAUUUCUCUGAAACUGAACAAUAUUCAGGUGGAAGAAGAAGGGAAAUACGUAUGUUCUGCCACAGCCAACACAUUUCACAGAGAGAUCAUCAUUGACGUCUUGGUUAUCGAGGACUUCCAGGAGCAAAUGGGUGUCUUAAUCUGUUUAUUGCUGUCUAUUGCUGUGGUCAUUAUCCUUUUUCUUGGAAAAUACAAAAGAGACUUGGAAAAGAGAAUAAAGGACUUCCAGGAGCAAAUGGGAGACUUGGAAAAGAGAAUAAAGAAACCCCAGGAGCCAAUGGGAGACUUGGAAAAGAGAAUAAAGGACUUCCAGGAGCAAAUGGGAGACUUGGAAAAGAGAAUAAAGAAACCCCAGGAGCCAAUGGGAGACUUGGAAAAGAGAAUAAAGGACUUCCAGGAGCAAAUGGGAGACUUGGAAAAGAGAAUAAAUGAAAUGAAGAAGGAAUUAGAAUGGAGAAGGGCUUGGAACAAUUCAGAUGACAUCACUCUGCAUGGAGUCACAGCCCACCCCAACCUCUCCAUUUCUGAUGACAAGAAGAGUUUAACACAUGAAGCCCAACCUCAACAAGUUCCAGCAAAUGCAGAGAGGUUCGAUUCGACCAUCUGUGUGUUGGGCUGUGAAGGAUUCUCCUCUGGAAAGCACUACUGGCAGGUGGAUGUCGGGAGCAGCACUGACUGGGACCUGGGGGUGGCCAGAAAAUCCAUACAGAGAAAAGGAAAACUCUCCCUGUCCCCUAAAGAGGGAUUCUGGGCUCUGGGUCUGAGUGGGACAGAUUACUGGGCAAAAACAGACCCAUGGACCCGGGUCAUGGUGCAGAAAAAGCCCAAGAAAAUUGGCGUUUCCCUUAGUUACCAAGACAGGCAGGUGACUUUUUUCAAUGUAACUGACAUGUCUGUGUUGUUCACAUUUAAUGAUUGUUCAUUCUCAGGAGAGGUUUAUCCGUUCUUUAAAAAUUCACACAAAAAAACAACAAUGAGAAUUUGUUCAAUUAAAGAGGAAUAAAUAUAACAUGACACUGAUGCUGAUUUUAUAUUGAUGUAACUGAAAUCAAGGUUUUCAUGAAUGUAUUUUGAUGUAAAAAAUCUGGGUUUUUUUAAAUGUACAUUGCCAUGCUGUCUUCAUUACAUGUUUUGCAAUAAAAUGUUUUCAUUUCCUA
Messenger RNA from Dermochelys coriacea (leatherback sea turtle), 2455 nucleotides. RefSeq names its product butyrophilin subfamily 1 member A1-like. The coding region runs from base 274 to 2301 and encodes 675 amino acids. Lineage: Eukaryota; Metazoa; Chordata; Testudines; Dermochelyidae. Gene Ontology annotation, molecular function: protein binding. The transcript has 22 exons. The record is from RefSeq and is a predicted model, not a curated record.